AUGGCCCUAGACCCCCUCUACCACACCCUCUACAACCUCCCCCCACCAUCCCCCAAACGCACUCAACCAAUGCAAGUCCUAGCCGUAGGAAUCUCCCGCUCCGGAACCGAAUCCCUCCGCGAAGCCCUGCACAUCCUAGGCAUAAAACACACCCACCACGGCUUCGACACCAUCCUUCCACCCUCCUCAUUACAAGCCACCUACCGCCUCCUCCAAAAGAAAUACACCGGUACCCCCUCACCCCUCACAGCCUCGGAUUUCGACACCGUCCUCGGCAACUGCGUCGGCGUAACAGACCUCAUCGCCGCGGAAUUCGCCCCGGAACUUAUCGCCGCAUAUCCAGAGGCCAAAGUCAUCCUCAAUACCCGUCGUGACCUCGACGGCUGGUAUAAAAGUAUGCAGCUGACUAUGGGGUACUUUGAUCGGAAUCCGGUGGAUUGGGAUUGGUGUAAGAGUUGGUUUUGUGCGGAGCUGUUUUGGAUUCGGCAAUGUAUGUGUCGGACCAUGAUGAAGAGGUUCUUUCGGGGAAGCUUUGAAUCGAAUGGGAGGUGGGUUUAUGUGAGUCACGUUGCGCUGAUUCGGGGGUUGGGGCUGGCGGAGGAGAGGCUUUUGGAGUGGAGUGUUGAGGAUGGCUGGGAGCCGCUUUGUAGGUUUCUGGGAAAGGAGGUUCCGGAAGGUGUGGAGUUUCCCAGUGGGAAUCCGCCGAAGGCUUGGGCGGAGAGGAUUGCGAGGACGAUGGAGGUGCAUCAUCGACGGGCGGUUAGGAAUAUGAUCGUGUUUUUUGCCGUGGUGGGGGUUGGUUUGGGGGUUUGGGGGGCUUGGCUGUUUUAUUAGAGGGUUUUGUAUAUCAUGGUGUUUUGAGGCUUCGGUGAUGUAUAUAUCCUGACUUGGAAUAUUUGAGUUGAGGGAUAUAAGGAUAUAGGCCUCCUCGUUAAGCACUCUAGUCGUAGAUUGAAAAUAGGUCUGCUAGAAA
Molecule: messenger RNA, 973 nt
Organism: Aspergillus caelatus
Lineage: Eukaryota; Fungi; Ascomycota; Eurotiomycetes; Eurotiales; Aspergillaceae
Product: sulfotransferase family protein
Exons: 1
Coding region: 1-834 (277 amino acids)
Source: RefSeq, a predicted model, not a curated record